Lates calcarifer (barramundi perch) is the source of this 2188-nucleotide messenger RNA. It is a transcript of the gene hprt1, whose product is annotated as hypoxanthine phosphoribosyltransferase 1. Gene Ontology annotation, molecular function: hypoxanthine phosphoribosyltransferase activity; magnesium ion binding. Gene Ontology annotation, biological process: IMP salvage; purine ribonucleoside salvage; hypoxanthine metabolic process. Lineage: Eukaryota; Metazoa; Chordata; Actinopteri; Centropomidae. The transcript has 9 exons. Bases 194 to 850 code for a protein of 218 amino acids. The record is from RefSeq and is a predicted model, not a curated record.
ACACACACACACAGCCCGGAACAAGACAGAAGCCUCUGGUAGCGAGGAAAGCUAGCCGCGUCCAUGUGUGUGCUACAGCUGCUGUCACAAGGGUGAAGAGUCCGCGAAACCAUUUCAAGAACAAAUCGUACUUUUCUCUAUCUGAAGACUCCGCUAGACGACAUAAAACUGAACGGCAGGGACCGACAUAGACAUGGCGACUUCCAGCUCCUGUGUUGUGAUCAGUGAUGAGGAGCAGGGGUAUGACCUGGACCUUUUCUGCAUACCAAAGCACUAUGCCGCUGACCUGGAGAGGGUCUACAUUCCACAUGGACUCAUCUUGGACAGGACAGAGAGACUGGCCAGAGAGAUCAUGAAGGAAAUGGGGGGGCACCACAUUGUAGCCCUUUGUGUGCUCAAAGGGGGCUACAAGUUCUUUGCAGACCUGCUGGACUACAUCAAGGCCCUGAACAGGAACAGUGACCGCUCCAUCCCAAUGACAGUGGACUUCAUUCGCCUCAAGAGCUACUGUAACGACCAGUCAACAGGUGAAAUCAAAGUUAUUGGUGGAGAUGACUUGUCUACAUUGACAGGCAAGAAUGUCUUGAUUGUGGAGGAUAUCAUCGACACAGGGAAGACAAUGAAGACAUUAUUGCAACUCCUCAAACAGUACAAUCCCAAAAUGGUUAAAGUAGCAAGUUUGUUGGUGAAGAGAACACCAAGGAGUGUUGGCUACAGACCAGACUAUGUAGGAUUCGAGGUCCCUGACAAAUUUGUGGUGGGAUACGCGCUAGACUACAAUGAGUACUUUAGAGAUCUUAAUCAUAUCUGUGUCAUUAGUGAAACGGGGAAGGAGAAGUACAAGGCAUGAAGAGCACUUCAUAACAAAUUUUAAUGUAUGGUUUUAUCUUUUACUGUCCAUUUUCUAUUUUGUUACUUCAUAUUUGUGUCAUAAAAAUUACUCAGCCUGCUCAGGGUCACUGAGGAUACACUGAUUAUGGUGAUAAUCCUAACAGUUGCAUUUCCUGUUUUAGCCACCACACACACAAACACAUGCACACAUGCUAUAUUCAGCUAUAGAUAAAACUGAUUUCCUUAGAUAGAACCACAUCUGGACUGAACAGCAUGGAGCCCAGCUUCACUUGAAAUUAGAAUAAUGCUUGUAUGCCCACACACUGAUUAUUAUUAUUUUUUUUUAUACAAUGGAAUAAUUUAUUCGAAGCAAUGCUUCUAACUUGUAAUACAAUAUCACAAUUGUUGUGCUAACAUAACAUUUGACAAACUCCUAUUUUAUAAUACUUUGCGUUUAUUGUAAUUCUACUUUUACCAGAUAUUAUCAAUAUGGGCACUUGAAAAGAGGAUAUUACACCUGUAUGUAUAUUUUGGGACAAAGCACUUUUCUAUGUUACUGGGUUCUGUGAGAACAUUUUCUUAAGAUUGACUGUGUAGCAAGGUAACAGAAAUUUUGGCUGCUGUCCCUCAUUGAACACAUUACAAUGCUGAAGAUGAAAUAUCCUCUUUAUAUCAAUGAAAUCUUUAUUUGAACGAAACAUAUAUGCAUCCAGUUUCUUUGUGUAACAUAAAAGACAAAAAUCAUUUUUAUGCUGGAAUAGCUCUAUACUGUAUAGUAUACAGAUGUGUAAAUGUUCAGUUGAUAGUUCAACUGAAGUUAAAUGUUGUUCAAUCACAUUUGAAAUAUUUAAUCUGUAUCUGCUUGUCAUUGAAUCAGACAUAAUUUGACUACCUUUUUCUUAAAUUGAAACUAUAUUACACUCUCUCAUUCAAUGUUGUUGUCACUAUAAACCAGUGUCAAUUGAAUUUCAUAAUACCAGCCAUUAAAUGUUCACACCCCUCCUGUCACUUGUAGAUUUUACUAUAAAGCUCUGUAUACAGUUUAAUAUCAACUACUUGGAAUGGUGAAAUGAUUUCUGUGCAGUUGAUGGUGAUAAUACUGGGAAGUACCGUGGUGAUGAAUGAUGUUACAUGAUGUGUUCUUACAUCAUGUCACUGGGGCUAAAAGCUCCCUGGGAAAGGGUUAAGGUAAGUCUGAACGGCUGCAGUCAUCAGUGAUUAUGAAUGUUUGACCUGUUUUUGUUAUGGGACCUUGAGCUCCAAGCUUUCCAUCUGUACAGUAGGACAAUGUACAUGUCAUCUAUUAUAUCACCAGUAACUGAGAGUCAAGAAAAAUUACACAACUGUCUGAAUUAAA